Molecule: messenger RNA, 636 nt
Organism: Iphiclides podalirius (scarce swallowtail)
Lineage: Eukaryota; Metazoa; Arthropoda; Insecta; Lepidoptera; Papilionidae
Source: the annotation of a GenBank genome assembly
AUGCGAAACAACUACAACACUGGGCAGGCCCGUCCGGAUGUAGACUCUAGUAAGCUUUGGCGUUUGCUGGCUGAACGGUUGAAUGCAGCAGCGGCAGAUACAGGUGGCGCACGGAAGUCUCCAGACAAGUGGUGCAGGUAUUGGGCAGAUAUCAAAUACAAAGCACGUAAAAAGUGUGCAGCAGGCGGUGCUCUGGGAGAUUUAUCUAAUGUAGAGGAGCGAUUACAAAAUAUACUGGGUACACGACCACCUGAUUCGGGAGCGGGCCGCGGCGGCAGCAACUCUGACGAGGAGCGCAAGCCGGCGCUGGACGACGACAUGUACUCGGAAGGGUCGGGCGCGGCGGGGGGCGAGGGCCGCCUCGGCACCGAGGAGCUGCUCGCCGAGGCCGCCAUGCGCAGCGCCCUGGCCGCCGAGAAGCAGGCCGAGGCCGUCACGCAGGCGGUCGACCUGCUGCGCGAUCUCGUGGCCUUGCUGAGGGAGCGCUCGCAGCCCGCCCACGCCCACGCCCACGCCCACGCUGCGCCGCCCACCCACGUGGCGCACGUGGCUCACCCCACGCACGUCGUGCACGCCGCGCCCGACCACUCUAUGGCCGCCAUGCAGCAGCAGCAGCACCACCACCAUCAUCGUCUA